AUGUACUGGCUAAAUGGAGUUCCUCGGGUGUACGCGGUCAACGGGCCCAGCAUUCCCCUGACAUCAUCCUCAAGCGAUCAAGAACCUCCUACAACCGAACUAUCAGAGGAUGAAAGUAUUCAGCGUGGGAAGCCCGCGGUCGUGCCGGAGGACCAGAAGCCCCCCGCUGCAUGGGCCGAGGAGGCCAUCAAGGGCCUCUGUAACUCGAGGAAUGGGCAAUUGUUUGCGACGAUGACAGAUUCCUCUAUUUCAGUCUGGCAAACAAAGCCUACUGUGGUGGUAGCUACUGUCGCUCGGUCUCAGACAUCGUUGAAAGCAUACGGCCCGAAUGUGUCUCUCCUCCUUCAUCCCGAUUCCACCAUUUUGGUCGCGCAAACCCAGAAUGGGUACCUACUUACAUACACCGUCGCUUCGGAUGCCAAUACCCGAGUUUAUCAGCAACAGUUCGAUCACUCUAAUCCGCACCGCCGUCAACAACUUGCGCGUCAUUUCGGGAGUGAAGAGUUCAAUGGGAUCAAAGAUGUCAGCAUACGUUUCAGAAUGGCUAUAAAAGUAGAGUCUGGUAUUGUAGGAGCUCUGGCCCUGGAUAACGAACUCGUCGUGGCCACCCUCAAMCCCGCCGCUAUUCAGUGUAUUCGCUGGACUCCGGACAAAAAUGGCACGCAAACGACCUCGGAGCUGCUGAGUCGAAUUCUCAAUACACCCAAGAAAAUAACAGUGACUGAAAUGGUUUAUGAUCGAGCUAUGAGUCUAUUGAUAUGGAUCACGAGCGAUGGACAUGCGUACACUGUGCAGAGAAAAACAGAUGCGCCCGAAACAGAGCAAUCUGCCAAACUCUUCAAAGGUCACUGUUUCCAUACUCCUACAAGCGACGAUGACCAGGCGAUCAAAGCUGCUGUAAAUGCUAGAUUUUCUUUGCUUGCAGUCAGUUGCAGCAAUGGCGAUAUUCUAGUAUAUACGGCAAAGGAUUAUAUCGGAAACGUGGUUCUCUCACACAGACUCCAACCACCUGCCUCGGUCAAAGCAACAGGAGACUUGACUUUUAUGAGCUAUUCACCGGACGGCUACUGCCUCUUCGCAGGCUACCAGAAUGGCUGGGCUAAUUGGAGUGUCUUUGGAAAACCUGGAGGUAGCAGCUUCACGGCUGAUCGCUCUAUAACCGAGAACAACUCUGAAGACUGGUUGACUGGGGUGUCGAUGGGAUGCUGGAUUGGAGGUGGCUCUGAUAUCAUAUUAUCAGCUCAAAAUGACCGCCGACUUUGGUUGCUAGAAACGGCACGCAGCGCCUUGACGGGUUGUUAUUCACCAGCAAAUUUAUCCAGGGCACUUUUGCAGACCGGCACCGAGAUUAUAUUAUAUCGAGGUCACGACUUGCCAGAUCUCAUGACGAUUUCCGGAAAGGACUCCUUGUGGCACCAUGCACAAUAUCCGCCUGCAUACCUUCAUGCGCAGUGGCCCAUUCGUGCUUGUGUUGUGUCACAAGACGGUCGAUAUGUGUCUAUUGCAGGGCGAAGGGGCCUCGCUCAUUAUAGCGUCAGUAGUGGUCGCUGGAAGACAUUCGACGACUCAAAUGUGGAGAAUUCAUUCGCUGUCAGAGGUGGUAUGUGCUGGUAUGGUCAUAUUUUGAUUGCAGCUGUCGAAAGCAACGGCUCCUAUGAGCUUCGUUUGUACUCCAGAGAAUUGCCUCUGACCAAUCACAACAUCUUACAUACUGAAUMCCUGCCGUCGCCUGCCGUUUUCAUCGGCCCUUCAGGGGAAGACUCACUCCUCGUAUACACUUACGACAAUAUACUCUAUCACUAUGUGAUUAAUUCGACUUACGGCAGUGUCUCUUUGGUUCCUGUAGGGCAGAUUGCAUUUUACGGAAUAGUGCGGGCUCCUACAAGGGUUCGUUCUAUUAGUUGGAUCCUGCCGGAGGAGCAGAUGCGAAAUGGAGAUCCUUCGCAGGAUGUCAAGGUAGCAUCAGUCUUGUUGCUUGUAGAUGGCAACCUUGUUCUCUUGCAGCCUUCCGUAUCUGACAGUGGAGAUCUAAAAUACGACAUGCGCAUAGUUGCCCAAGAUGUGGAAUACUAUGUCUUGAUGCGAGAUCAACUAUCCUUCAAUUUCGCUCCACCGGCAGAAGAGCCAGCGCCAAGCAGUCCUUCGGCUGAAGUUGUUUUGAAAGCGGCUCAAAGCAAUCUGUCCCUGAGAGAUUCCUUGUGGAUGUUCUGCGGACGGGACCUCGUUGCAUGGAGCGAUGUCCAAGAGAUUCUACAACGUGAAGACGUUCCGAAGCCACUCCCCGUUCCUGUCGACUUUUAUCCUUUAUCAGUUUUACUGAAUAAAGGGAUCAUACUUGGAGUAGAGUCAGAGAUGAUUCAACGGCGUGACAUAACCUUUUCUAUUUUAAAAUAUGCUAUCCGAACACAUCUCUUCCUUCCAUACUUCCUCCGGUAUAGUCUAGCCAGUGUUGACAUGCCUUCUGCUCUUUCACUAUCCCACUACUAUUCUCACCUAUCAUAUUUCCCCCAUGCCCUUGAAAUACUCCUCCACCACGUUCUAGACGACGCUGUUGAUGGGCAUAGUCGAGACGAAUCACAAAAUGAAACUCGACAGCCACUACUGCCGUCUGUCAUUUCAUUUUUACAGGCCUCGCUUCCAGCAGAUGUCUAUCUUGAUAUCGUAGUGCAGUGCACGCGAAAGAAUGAAAUCCGGUCAUGGCGCACUCUUUUUGCGCACCUUCCACCACCGAAGGAUCUGUUUGAGCAAGCAUUGAAACUCAGGUCACUCAAGACCGCAGCUGGUUACUUACUAGUCCUCCAAGCUCUCGAUGACGAGGAAGACGAAGAGAUCAGCAAGGCCAGAACCGAAGAUUCUGCGGUACGGUUACUUGGACUUGCAGCUCACAAAAGCGACUGGGAUCUCUGUGCCGAGCUGGCAAGAUUCUUGAUUGCACUUGAUGGAUCUGGAGAAAUGCUACGGCGCACGAUUGAUCGAGUCGGCAUUCGACGUUCUAUGACACCACAAAAAGGCGGAAACCCUUCAGAGACUGGUAAACGGAAUAUGCGUGGAUUGGGUUUGACUCUGGGCAUUCCUGCAGUACCAUCACCACUUUCUCCACGGCGUACAGAGCACCGUCGUCGAAAGGGUAGUGAUAUGUCAUCGAUCGCUAGCGACGGUACAACAUCCAACCUUUCACCGAUCACGUCCAAGACGGAUGACGAAGGCACCUCUGUUUCCGAGGGAGGAAGCAGUGGGCUCGAUGAGUCCUAUCAUAUUCCUUAA
Molecule: messenger RNA, 3264 nt
Organism: Talaromyces amestolkiae
Lineage: Eukaryota; Fungi; Ascomycota; Eurotiomycetes; Eurotiales; Trichocomaceae
Exons: 5
Coding region: 1-3264 (1087 amino acids)
Biological process (GO): retrograde transport, endosome to Golgi; intracellular protein transport
Cellular component (GO): cytosol; Golgi membrane; Ric1-Rgp1 guanyl-nucleotide exchange factor complex
Molecular function (GO): protein binding
Source: RefSeq, a predicted model, not a curated record